AUGGAAGCCGCAAUUAAAAAACAACGGGCGACCGCGGGCUACAUUGAGCGCUUCUGGGACAACUUGAUCAAAGCCGGAAGGGACAAAAUGACUCGUGCGUACAUGACUGCUCGCCUUGAGCUCCUGGAGUCUUAUUGGGUAAAAUUCUUUGAUGCACAUGAUUCCCUGGUAAUAUGCGACAAAAUAGAUCAAACGGAUUAUAUGAAGGAGGACGUCUAUGGACUAAUUGAAGAGCACUAUCUUUCAACGAAGUCCCGCAUCAUGGCUUACCUUCAGACUACUAAGUCUAUGGAGACGACGUCGACAAAUGCGGAUGCCGGUUCCGUCCUUCGCCAGAUCCAGUUACCGAAAAUCAAUUUGCCUACGUUCGACGGAGACCCACUGGCCUGGGAAGGGUUUCGGGAUCUCUUCAAGUCUCUAGUGCAUGAAGUGGACGGCCUCGCGCCAAUUCAGAAGUUGCAAUAUCUUAAGGCUAGUCUUGCGGGAGAGGCCGCCGCAGUAGUUUCAAGCAUUGAAAUGUCAGCUGAAGGCUAUGCCCUGGCGUGGGACGAACUGGUCUCGCGUUUUGAUAAUCGAAGAAUGCUCUUAACGACUCACAUGCGAGAGCUCCUACUUAGCGCGCCAAUUGUCAAACAGUCCUCCCAAGAGAUCAAUAGAUUGAUCAGCACGGCGAACCAGUCAUCACGCUCUUUCCGGGCCCUGGGAAGACCGGUGGAACAUUGGGAUGACUGGUUUGUUCACAUUAUAGUCGGCAAAUUAGAUUCAUCAACGCGCCUCCUGUGGGAAUCGUCACAGGAGUCGAGUUCGGACUUUCCAUCCUUCACCGAGCUGAAAACCUUUCUCCUUACCCGAGCUCGCGCUCUGGAAGCGGCUCACCCGCGUUCAACAGCGAUAACAAGCGAAACAAAGGGAGGCAAGCGCAACAGACGAAAAACCGAUGUAUCGUCACAUUCCUCCAGCACUAGAGAGGGAUCUCAGUGUCCACUCUGCAAGGCACGCCAUCCGCUCCGAUCGUGUGACAAGUUUAAAACCUUCUCCGUAGAACAACGUCGAGAACAAGCGAGGAGGAAUAAAGCCUGCUUUAACUGCCUAGGCCACAACCACGCAGCAGCGGCCUGUCCGUCUAUCAACCGAUGCCGGCACUGCCGGGAGAAGCAUCACUCACUCCUGCACAUCGGGGUAAUACAAUCAGCCGCUCCAACGAUACCUCAAGACUCAAAUGCGGCCAUCACCUCAUUAGAAAAGUCCGUACAUCAAGCUGAUGCGACGGCAGUAUCCGCAUUGUCAAGCACUACGAAUAACACGGUUCUUCUUGCGACCGCCAUGAUAAAACUGAUCUCGUAUUCGGGUCGUACGGUUAAGGUGCGAGCAUUGUUAGAUUCCGGGUCUGAAGCCUCGUUUGUCUCAGAACGCGUCGCCCAACAGCUCCAACUACGCCGCCGGAGAGUGAACGUGACUGUCUCCGGCCUGCAGGGGGUAACAACAGGGAGAGUGACUCAUGCCGUAUCUCUCAUGAUCGGAAGCGAACUGUCCUCGACCCUACGAAUCGCUAUACCUACUGCUUUAGUCAUGUCCAAACUUACUCCAUUUACUCCUGGCAAACAGGUUCACAAGGGGCAUUGGCCUCACCUAUGUGGCAUCCAGCUGGCAGACCCAAACUACGACAAACCAGCCUCGGUAGACGCGGUGCUCGGAGCCGACGUUUACGGAAUGCUAAUCGAGAGUGGAGUUAAACACGGACAACCCGGAGAGCCGUAUGCUCACUCUACCGUCUUUGGCUGGAUAUUGAUGGGCGCAAUUGGACAUACGAACUAUCCUCCCGGAAUUGACAUCGCAAGUCACCAUGUAACCCUUGAACAGGAUCUACGACACCAACUACAGCGGUUUUGGGAGCUAGAAGAGGUGUCUGGGGAUUGCCCACUCACCCCGGACGAAGCUUAUUGUGAGAGGCUGUUCGCAACGACCCACACUCGUGACACAGAUGGACGUUAUGUCGUUCGCCUACCCCGUAAGCAAGAACCCGCGUUAGAACUCGGAGAUUUAAGGUGCGGAGCACUGCGUUUACUCUUAGCAGCCGAGAGUCGACUACGGAGAAACCCUUCGCUCUACCAGUCAUACGUCGAGUUCUUGAACGAUUAUUCUGAACUCGGUCACAUGGAACCGGUGCCAGAAGCAGAAAUUAAGGGCAACGGUUCAUACUACCUGCCACAUCAUGCAGUGGUUAAGACAGCUGAUCCAAGCGGAAAAAUCCGGGUAGUUUUUAACGCCUCUUUUCGAACGAGCACAGGAGCAUCUCUGAAUGAUCUCCUGCUGCCCGGCCCAAAACUUCAAGCGGAACUUUGGUUAAUACUAACAAGAUGGCGGUUAUUUCAAGUUGCCUUCACCACGGACAUUGUCAAAAUGUUUAGACAAGUUCGGAUUAGUCGAGAGGAUGCCGAUCUUCAGAGGAUAGUAUGGCGGGCGGACGCCGAGUCAGAGGUUCGAGACUUUAGACUCGUCACCGUCACCUACGGUACGACACCGGCUCCGUAUUUGGCAAUCAGAACCUUGCUCCAAUUGGCUGAAGAUGAAGAGUCCCGGUUCCCUCAAGGAGCAUCAGCAAUCCGCAACCACACUUACGUAGAUGACAUACUAGCUGGCGCCAACACUCUUGCAGACGUCCUGGAACUUAAACUUCAACUGGAAGGCCUACUCCAAGCAGGAGGGCUCCAUCUAAGUAAAUGGGCCGCUACUCAAGCAACGCUUUGUCCUGAUGGGGAUCAGGGGCAACGAUUUAUUGCAACUAACGACAACGUGGGUGCCCUAGGCAUCCUUUGGACCCCUACCAAGGACACACUUGGCCUAAAAGCGGUCCCGUCAUUUGAUGUGACGACACAACCAACAAAACGCUCCAUACUUUUUUUCGUGGCUAAGCUAUUUGAUCCCGCAGGCUGGGCGGCUCCUGUAAUAGUAGCAGCCAAAAUAUUAAUACAAGAUCUCUGGAUGGCGGGUUUAAACUGGGACCAAGAAUUGCCCCCGGAGUUACAGACUCGUUGGUUGAAAUACAUUACCAGCUUACCUGAACUGAAUCUAUUACAGAUACCUCGGUGGACCGGUAUUCGCACGCCAAUGGAACUUCAUGCCUUCUCAGACGCCUCUGAAAGAACCUAUGCCGCUGCGAUUUACCUGCGAGGACUCGGGUCGCACGGGGACAUUGAAGUGUCUCUCCUGCUUGCUAAGACCAAGAUCACUCCGAUUAAGGGGUUAGGCCACUGUAGAAAUUUCAAAAAAUCGUUUUUUUUUUUUGCUUAA
Messenger RNA from Nylanderia fulva, 3291 nucleotides. NCBI's taxonomy places the organism in Eukaryota, Metazoa, Arthropoda, Insecta, Hymenoptera, Formicidae. The record is from RefSeq and is a predicted model, not a curated record.